Molecule: messenger RNA, 1221 nt
Organism: Apus apus (common swift)
Lineage: Eukaryota; Metazoa; Chordata; Aves; Apodiformes; Apodidae
Gene: ACOT8
Product: acyl-CoA thioesterase 8
Exons: 6
Coding region: 30-986 (318 amino acids)
Biological process (GO): fatty acid catabolic process; acyl-CoA metabolic process
Cellular component (GO): peroxisomal matrix
Molecular function (GO): fatty acyl-CoA hydrolase activity
Source: RefSeq, a predicted model, not a curated record
GGCCGGUUGUUGUCACGGGCGCUGCAGAAAUGGCGGCGGCGGGGAACGCCGGCGGGGCUGCCGGGGGACCGGGGCGGCCGCCGCCCGGGGACCUGCGCAGCGUGCUGAUCACCAGCGUGCUGAACCUGGAGCGGCUGGAGCUCGACCUCUUCAGGGGCCGGCACCACUGGGUGCCCGCCACGCAGCGCCUCUUCGGCGGGCAGAUCGUGGGGCAGGCCCUGGUGGCGGCCGCCCGCGCCGUUAGCCGCGACGAGCAGGUCCACUCGCUGCACUGCUACUUCGUGCGGGCAGGGGACCCCAAGGUGCCGGUGCUGUACGAGGUGGAGCGCACACGUACAGGGAAGAGCUUCUCUGUCCGUUCUGUGAAGGCCAUCCAGCACGGAAAGCCUAUCUUCACCUGCCAGGCCUCCUUCCAGCUCUCCCAGGGGAGCCCCGUGCAGCACCAGUUCACCAUGCCGGCCGUGCCACCCCCGGAGGAGCUGCUGACGCAAGAAGAGCUCAUCCAGAAGUUCCUGCAGAAUCCAAACUUGGCAGAGGGUUACCGAAAGCGUCUCAACAAGAUUCAAGCUGAAGACGUGCCUAUUGAUAUCAAGCCCGUGAACCCACCAGAUAUACUCUGCUCAGAGCUGCAGGAGCCAAAGCAGCUGUUCUGGGUCCGAGCUCGAGGCUAUAUAGGAGAAACUGACAUGAAGGUGCACUGCUGUGUGGCUGCCUACAUCUCGGACUACGCCUUCCUGGGCACAGCCCUUCUCCCGCACCGGCAGUACCGCAUCCGGUUCAUGGUGUCCCUUGACCACUCCAUGUGGUUCCACGCACCCUUCCGAGCGGACCACUGGAUGCUGUAUGAGUGCGAGAGCCCCUGGGCUGGCGGGUGCCGGGGACUGGUGCAGGGACGGCUGUGGCGCAGGGACGGGGUCCUGGCUGUUACCUGUGCGCAGGAAGGAGUCAUCCGGGUGGAGCAGACACCAAACCAGAGCAAGCUGUAGCUGAGAGACCCGUGGGCUGGGACAUGCUAAGGAGGAACUCCAGGACCAAAACAGAUACAAGGCAGAAAGAAGCCUUGAAGGAGACAGGACCGGAUCCAGCACUGCAGGGAUGGGGACCUGUGGGGAUGUGGACCUGCCAGGGCAGCCUCUGUGACUGACUGCCAGCUGUGCUGCAUGUCACCACACGGUGCAAUCACCCACCCUUCACCCACCUUCAAUAAAGCCAUUGGGUGGA